AGAAGCUGCUUAAUGCGCACAAGAAAGUAGUCCCUGCUGGAAUAAAACGCGGGCGCUCCGGCAGGGAGGGUGGCGCCUUGGUCCCCUGCAAAGUUCACCCAGUAGGACGAUCCCUGCAGACUCCAAUCCAAACAUGUCCAAGCCGAAGGACGCUGUCCCUACCAUCAUGCAGACCCAGCAGCUCCCCGCCGCCAUGGCCGACACGUUAAUCGAGCACAUGUGCCUGCUGGACAUCAACUCCGAGCCGGCCACGUCUCGCAACACCGGCAUCAUCUGCACAAUCGGACCGGCCUCCAGAUCCGUGGAGAUGGCCAAAGAAAUGAUCAAAGCUGGGAUGAACGUUGCACGAAUGAACUUCUCUCAUGGCACACAUGAAUACCAUGCAGAGACCAUCAAGAAUAUCCGCGAGGCGACCGAGAGCUUUGGGCCCGGAUCUAUUGAAUACAGGCCGGUGGCCAUCGCUCUGGACACCAAGGGACCAGAAAUCAGGACCGGCCUCAUCAAAGGCAGCGGCACUGCUGAGGUGGAGCUCAAAAAGGGAGAAACCAUCAAGGUCACCACAAACGAUCAGCACAAGGACAACUGCGAUGAGAAAACUCUGUGGCUCGACUACAAAAACAUCAUCAAGGUGGUGGAGAUCGGCAGCCACGUCUACAUAGACGACGGUCUGAUUUCACUCGUGGUUAAAGAAAUGGGAAACGACUACCUGAUGUGUGACAUUGAGAACGGCGGCAUGCUGGGCAGCAAGAAGGGCGUCAACCUGCCGGGCGCGGCCGUCGACCUGCCGGCUCUGUCCGAGAAGGACAUCCAGGACCUGCAGUUCGGCCUGGAGCAGAACAUCGACAUGGUCUUCGCCUCUUUCAUCCGCAAGGCGGCCGACGUUCACGCCGUGAGGAAGGUCCUGGGGGAGAAGGGCAAGGACAUCAAGAUCAUCAGCAAGCUGGAGAACCAGGAGGGCGUGUGCCGGUUUGACGAGAUCCUGGAGGCCAGCGACGGCAUCAUGGUUGCCCGCGGCGACAUGGGCAUCGAGAUCCCAACAGAGAAGGUGUUCGUCGCGCAGAAGAUGAUGACAGGCCGAUGCAACCGGGUCGGCAAGCCCAUCAUCUGCGCCACGCAGAUGCUGGAGAGCAUGACCAAGAAGCCGCGCCCGACCCGCGCCGAGGCCACCGACGUGGCCAACGCCGUGCUGGACGGCAGCGACUGCAUCAUGCUGAGCGGAGAGACGGCCAAGGGAGACUAUCCUCUGGAGGCGGUGCGCACCCAGCACAUGAUCGCCCGCGAAGCCGAGGCCGCCAUGUUCCACAGGCAGACGUUCGAGGAGCUGCGACGCAUCUCUCACCUGACCCGCGACCCCACGGAGUCCGUCGCCAUCGGCGCCGUGGAGGCUUCCUUCAAGUGCUGCGCCAGCGCCAUCAUUGUGCUCACCAACACGGGCAGGUCGGCCUACCUGCUGUCCAGGUACCGGCCCCGCGCCCCCAUCAUAUCCGUGACCCGCUGCGGGAUGACGGCCCGCCAGGCCCACCUGUACCGCGGCGUCUACCCGGUGCUCUACACCAAACCCGCCAGCGACGUCUGGGCCGAGGACGUCGACCUGCGUGUGAACUUUGCCCUGGAAGUUGGUAAAUACCAUAAUUUCUUCAAGUCAGGUGACGUGGCCAUUAUUGUGACCGGCUGGCGCCCCGGUUCUGGCUACACCAACACCAUGAGGGUGGUGCUGGUGCCGUGAGCUGGACGAACCUUUCCCUCACCUUUGACCUUCCUUCCCUCCGUCUUGGACCGGAUUACCAGAAGCAGAUUCUCAAUAACGCCAUGAUUCCUUCCUCCAAUUUAUUGUCUAAAUCCUGUUUUGUUCUCUUCACAUGUUAUAUGUGGAACUUUAAGUUGAUAAAAUAUUUUAAAUUAAUUGGCAUGAUAAAUAAAAAGGAACUGUUGGAUAAGA
Molecule: messenger RNA, 1939 nt
Organism: Poecilia reticulata (guppy)
Lineage: Eukaryota; Metazoa; Chordata; Actinopteri; Cyprinodontiformes; Poeciliidae
Gene: pkmb
Product: pyruvate kinase M1/2b
Biological process (GO): glycolytic process
Molecular function (GO): pyruvate kinase activity; potassium ion binding; magnesium ion binding
Source: RefSeq, a predicted model, not a curated record